Messenger RNA from Coccomyxa subellipsoidea C-169, 4878 nucleotides. RefSeq lists its product as hypothetical. The record is from RefSeq and is a predicted model, not a curated record. The coding region runs from base 1 to 4878 and encodes 1625 amino acids. The transcript has 21 exons. Lineage: Eukaryota; Viridiplantae; Chlorophyta; Trebouxiophyceae; Coccomyxaceae.
AUGAUGGCAGCGGGACAGCCGCUGGUGCCUCACACAGCUGGGGAGGAUGGAAGUGGUCACAUCCACCUCAAGCUUGGCGACCCUGCAGAUACUGCUUCUGCCCACCUGGAAAUAAUCAACCAGGAUGGGUGGUUGGGGUUCCGGUCAGCCGUGGCAAAUGGCAGGCUCCUGCAAGUCCGCCGCAAGGGUUCCUCUCGCAUGGUGUUCUUCAGUGGCAACUUUGGCAUCUGGGAACAGUGGGAGCUGGUGGAGGGAGGCAUCUCUGAGCCCUGGAGCUGUCAGCGCCUGAGCUUCAGAAGCAGGAAUCUUCCCCAGUUCAUCUUGACCGCGGAUGUGCAGCGGAUUGGCAUUCAGACCAUGAGUGCUGUCAUGGCCCCAACAAUGCCAUCAGCAGAGAGUGAUCUGUCAGAGCCUGCUGAGCUGCAGAAGAUCAACCACCUCAUGAUCACAGAGUGGAAGCAGUUUGUGGCAAGAGAGAAGAAGAUACGGGCUCGCAUCGAGGGCAAGGUGAACAAAAUGGCGGAUGAGAAGACACAGCUGGAGUCAUGGACACGCACACAGGUGCAAACCAUCCGGCAGGCCAUGCGCAAUGACAUGACCCAGCUGGCCACCAUUGCUCAGCAGCAGUCCGCACAGGCAGCGGAGGCGGACACCCGGCUCACCAAGUCCAUCCGCUGGGGGGUCCGAGUGCUGCAGCGCUUUGAGGACGCCAACAGCAUGCGCACUGUAUUCUCCUCUUGGCGGAAGGUCGCGCGGCACCAGCGGCACUGCGCGGCGAACGUGGUCCGCCAGCACGCGCGCUCCAACGAGCGCCGCUGCCGCGCCGCGCUGGCCGUCUGGGCGCAGCACAUUGCGCACAGCCGCGCCAUGCGCGACCGCCUCUGCGCCGCUGUGCACCGCCUCGCGCUGCUCAGGCUCGGCGCCGCCUUUGGCUCCUGGGCGCAAAUCGCUGAGGCCCGGCGGCUGCAACGCUCACACCUGGACGGCCUGCUGCAGCGGGGGCAGGCACUGCGAGCCAUGUCCAAAGCCACGUCUGCUUGGCGUGACGCUGUGCACCAGUCAAGGGAGAGGGAUGCGAUUGCUGGGGACCUAUUUGCGCGGCGGCGGCAGGAUGACAUGGCGGCCGUGCUGCAUGGCUGGGCAGGAGCCGCGGCGGAGGGCAAGCGGCUCCGCGGGCUGCUGACAAAGGCGCUGCACAGGGCCGUCGACCGGCGAUGCUUCGCAGCAUUACAGGGGUGGCAGGAAGUGACUCUGCAGUCCAGGCGCAGGCGAUGGGCGCUCAGGAAGGCUCUGGAGAGGAUGGCCUGCAAGCGAACACAGGCAGCCUUUGACGCCUGGCGCAGCCGAGCCGAGCUGACAUCGCACUGCAGGCUGCUGGGCCAACAGAGGAACGCGCGAUCGGCCAGAGCACUCUUGAGCAGCAGCUUUUGGGCGUGGCAGGAUCUGGCAGAGGAUCACAAGCAUCAGGUUGCUAUCUGCCAAGAACGGCAGCGUGAGCGUGUCAAGUCGGGUGCAUUGGCAGCGUGGUGCCGGGCUGUGGAGCACCAGAAGCAGAGGGCAGCUCUGCACUGGCUAGGGAGGGUGGAACAGAGGCAUCGCUUGGGCCGGCUGAUGGCGCGCUGCGUGGCUCACCGCAGCCGCGCUCUGCUCGCGGCGACCCUCUCCGGCUGGCAGCGUGUCGCGGACGGCCGCCGGGCCUUCCGGGAGCGGCUGACUGCCAUGGGGAAGCGCGCCGAUGCUGAGCUGGCGCACAGAGCCUUCACAGGCUGGCUCGACGCCCAUGCCGCUCAACAGCAGCAGCAGGACGCCAUCUGCCGGUCAGUCACGCUGCUGUCGCAGCGCCACCUGGCGGCCGCCUUCCUCGGCUGGAGGGAACGCGCGAGCAAGGCGGGGGCCCUGCGGCGCCAGCUGCAGCGCCUCGUGCACCGCCUGGCCGUCAUGCGCGCGAGCGCUGCCCUCCUGGCCUGGCAGCAGGCUGUGCAGGAGCGCACGGCCCUGCAAUCUCGCCUGAAGCAGGCUGUCGGGCGCAUGGCGGCUUCACAGGCAGCGGCUGUCAUGCAUGCGUGGCGCUGCAGGGCGGCACAUGCACGCGCUGUGCGGCGCAGGUCGCAUCGCCUGCAGGCGGCUGUGCGAUCCAGGAGGAUGGCGCAUGCGUUGCGGCAGUGGCGCGCACGUGCCGAGGACAUGGGUCAUGCAUGCGCUCUGGCAGAAGAGGCUGCCCUCCGGUGCACCAGCAGACAGGCAAAGGCCAUUCUGAGGGAUUGGCGGCAAGUUGCUGCAGUCAAGAAGGGGCUGCAUGCACAGUCUGCGCAUGUUCAGCGGCGUCUCAUGUCCCUGCGCGCGUCACAGGUGUUUGGUGCUUGGGCCACGCAUGCUGAUGCCAGGCGCACCAGCAGGACCCUCGCCCAGGAGAUGCAUGCCUGCACACAGCAGAAGUCGUUGGCCAGAGUGCUGCAUGCAUGGUGCGCGCAUGCAGAUGACCUCAGCUGGCGCAGAUCAGCAGCACUGCAGCAGGGACAGGCCGUCUCCAAGCGCCUCAGUGAACAGAAUCAGCUGAUGUGCUUUGAGGCAUGGGUGGAGGCCAUGGAGCGCCGCAAGGUUGGCAGAAUGCGUCUGAGUGCCCUCGCAGCGGAGCUGACACUUUCCAUGACUGCCGCCCGCCCCUCUGGGCAUGCUCCUGUCACAACUCACUCUGCCGCUCUGCUUCUAUCCACAUUUGCCUCCUGGCGUGAGUAUGGACAGGAGCAGCGCAGGCACAGGGUGAUCCUGGCGCGGUGCCUGGACAAGGUGGUGGCUCGACUGCAGUGGAACGCGCUGCAGACGUGGCGCGCCGCCACCGAGGCCGCGCGCGUGCAAGCCGUCACCCUGGCCCGCCACCGCGCGCGCUGCGACCUCGCCUGCCAACGCGCCGCCUUCGCCAAGUGGCGGGCGGUGUACGAGGAGCAGCGGGACAUCUAUGCGAGGCUCAAGGCAUGCAUCACGCGCCAGCGCAUCUCCUUCCGCCUCUUCAAGCAGUGGUACUGGGAGUCCUUCGACGAGGACGUGCAGAACACUCUGCGGCACCUGUACGCGACGACAGAGGACUCCAUGAACAGCCCGCUGCCCCCGUCGCCCUCAGCCUACUCUCCGUUCCUGGGGCAGCCCAACUGGGCAGCCCUCAACACGCCCAGCAACCUGCAGCCGCGUCUGUCCGGCUCCCUGGACAUGGCGGCCCUCGGCAACCCCCUCAGCAGCCUGCGCCGCUCCAUCGAGCGCCGCCACAGUGACCGAGAGGCCCGCCGCAGCAGCCCGGCACCCGGCGGCUUCAUCGGGCUGGCUCUCGCGCAGUACGCCAGGGACGCCGGCAGCAACAGCAGCACCUCGUCAACGCUGUCCUCUGCAGCCGAGCCCCCAGAAUCAGACGCUGCCGGCAUGUCGCAGGACGAGGCCGCUGCUGAGGAGGGCACCGGCGCUGCUGUCAGCGACUCGGAGCCUGCGCCUAUUGCGGACGUCGACCACAUGUCAGAGCUCCUAGACGGCGCUGACAGCUUGCCAGAGGAGGCCCUCAGCAUGGAGGAGGCGGCAGGCCAGCAGUCUGACAGGGAACUCGAGAGGGCAGAGGCAGAGGGCUCCAUCAGCUUCGCAAAUGCGUUCGGUCGCGCAGACGCAAACAAUGCUUUUGCAGACGACGCCAGCUGGGGCCAGGACGAGGGCUCUGUCUCGUUCGGCACCAAGCCGGCAUGCGCUGCCACACCCGCCGACACGCCGCCCUUCUGCCCGCCGCCAAGCGCUGCUCUCCAGCAGGGCAGCAGUUCUCCACAGGCGGGAGACAUGGCGCCCACGCCCGGCCCCAGCAGCACCGGCUCCGUAGGGGCCGGCUCUCGCGGAAGCUUCCUGGUAGCUGCUGCGCAGGGUACGCCGUCCUCCACCCGGCACACCUUCGGCCCGGCGGAGGCCAUCCGCAGCAUCAGCCUCCUGCCUGGGACAACCCAGCCGCGGCCGGCCGACCAGGGCUCUGUCAGGCCUGUUCCCGGAAGGGUCAGCUUCAGGCAGGCUCACGGACUAAUGAACCAGGAGGCCCCUCCCUCCGACACAGCUGUGGGACCAUCCGGCAGCCAGCGAGCUGAGGGCACGCACAGCGCCGAGGUGCCGCUCCCGCCGCAGGAGUGGGCCGCUGAAGAGGAUGGGGACGUCGUGAUCUUCGAUGGAUUCUCGAUCGUGGCCGACGGCAGCCCCGCCCUCAGCGCAGGCCUGCAGCACAUCUUCGACGAAGCGCUCGCCCAGGUGGACUCUGCAGGCAGCUCUCCUGCGCUCAGCAGCCUUGAUGACGAAGCGCAGACACUCUUGGGCGCACCCAACAGCAAGAAAUUGGGCGCAGCAGACCAUGGAUAUGAGAGCGAGCAGAAUGCUGGAGAUGAGGCAGGGAGCACAGCGUCGCCGGCCAGCUCGCCUUCCCUGUCCUGCUACUCGGAGCUGUCCUCCCCCGGCCGCGCCGACAGCGCGCCGGAGCAGCCUGCGGCCGGCAGCCCGCGCCUGAUCGUGCUGGACAACCCACUCAGCGUCUCAGCGCUGCCCGGCGACGACGACAGCGCGGAAGGACCAGGCGAGGCCGAGAGCGCGCCUGCGCCGGUGGCGGCGGCCUCCCCGGAGGCGCUGCUGAUGCAGAUGGCCAACCCGCGGCGUUCCCUGCAGAGCGCGCUGGCGCUGGCCGCCUCUCUGGGCGCCGGCAUUCUGGGCGCCGACCCGCUCAGCCCCUACGACCGCGCCGCACCGGACCAGGGCCACUUCGUGUUCAGCCCCGCGGCAGGCGUUCCCGGUGCCAUGGACUCUACAACAUUCUUCAAUCCAUCCUUUUCUGGGAUGGAGGGUGAUGCCAGAGAUGCCGAAGGAGAAGCUUGA